AUGAGUAUUCUUGAUAGUCACCAGAAGAGUAGAAACAAUUUGGGAAAGCCGGAGAAAAUUGACUCUAUUUAUAAGAACCUGUUUAAGAAGAUAAGUCGAUGCACUCACUAUGCCUCAGAGCUUAAAAAAAGGGCAGAUAUAGGAAGGAAUUUGAUUCAAAAGCAUAUGAACUUAUCUAAAAUCAAAUUUUAUAUUUAUCUCCCCCACUCAAAAUCCCAACCAAAAAAGCAGGACCUAAUUGGAAGAAUCCAAAAGCUUAAUGGAGAAGUCUCUUACUCAGUGUCGAAGUCGAUAAGCUUCCUGGUAGUUUCAGAUCAAACUUUUAAGCUUUCAAAUAAAUCCCUGCUACAAGGCGGUGCCUUUUUAGAUGAGGCGGGACCUUCAGAAAACAAUUUAUGAGAAAAUCGCGCUCAACAAUCAAUAACUCAAUGCAAAGAGUUUCUUAAUGAUAGGUCGCUCCGCCUACUUUCUUCCUCUUCAAGCUUUGGAAAUGAUCCGAAAACCAUUAUGAAAGGGUUUAAAUCAGUUUCCAGUAAAACUAUCAAUUCUAAGCCGGAAUUCAAUAAUCUAUACGAGUUUUUGAACUGUAAGAGGUGGAACCUCAUCACUGUUUCUGACUUAGAGUAUAAACUCAACAUCUUAGAGUCCAGUACACUUGAUUGGCACAUCGACAGAGGCUUUGCAGCGAAGAGAAGCAAAGAAGCUGCUCAUUUUGUGAUAACUAAGAUUAUCAUGAGAAGAGAUGAGAGAUGCAUGCACAGCCAUACUUUCCAAUUUAACCCGAAAAUCAACAAAUAUGAUGUUUCUAAGAUGAAUUUAGAGGCGCCAGAAGGUACCUCAAUUUUUCAGACAGCUCAGGAGAAUGAAAUGGCUAUUGAGAAUUUCGUUAAACUGUUAAGCAAACAUGAGUCCAAUGUUCAUAACCUAGGGCAAGUUCCAUCAUGACACAGCCAGAUAGAGGAGCAGCAGCCUCUGAAUUGUCCCACUAUGUGUACCAUUUGUGAGGUUAAAGCAUUCGAUUAUCAGGCUCACCUAAAUUCAUCAACUCACAAAAAGUUUAUGAAGAAAUAUACUAAAGAAUAUAAGAAGAUUGAUGAAUUAUGAGAAGAACUUAACCUUCAGAAUAGCUCAAACAUUAAAAGACCUAAGAAGAGAAAGACUAUCACGUUUAAAAAUACUCCAAAUGAAGAACCUCAGGUUAAGCCAAAGAGAAGACAGAUUAAGAGAAGGAGUAAACAGCAGACUAAAGAGGAGAAUAGGAUCUCCCAAUAUGUCCAAGAUAGAUUAGUUAUCAUGCAAAUAGAGACUAAGAGCCAGCCUUAUAGCAAUAAAAUUAACAACCAGAGCAACAGCAUACUUGAGCAGUCAAAUACGAAGAACUCUAACGAUGUCAAGAAGUGAUAUUCCCAGAACUCAAAUGAUUCUUGUGGAUUAGAGGAUGAUUGUGUGCGCCCUUAUCCCUACUUCACCAAGAGUGUUAGAAGACAUAUUGCUAAAAGACCGAAAAAGGCUUAUGACUAUGAUGUUAGACCGCCUAAAAGAACUAAAAAGAGAAUCAAGAGAAACAAAAGACUCCGCCAAACUUACUUCGCUACUGAUUUCAAAAAACUACGUUGAACUCUUGAUGGCAGGGAUGUGAAGAGACCUAGAUUGAAGGACACAAGAAUUGAUGAAUACUUUCCCAGAGUCUCAGCAUCUAAGAAUGAUAUAAAUGAAGAUAUGGAAUAA
This is a messenger RNA of Moneuplotes crassus, 1728 nucleotides long. NCBI's taxonomy places the organism in Eukaryota, Ciliophora, Spirotrichea, Euplotida, Euplotidae. The record is from the annotation of a GenBank genome assembly.